AGGAGGUGACGGACCUGCUCCUUUGGGACUCGGCUACAGCGCACUGCUAGGUGCUAUCACCGGGCUCGGGGCUCACAAAACGUUCUUCAGCUGUAAAAUGCACAAUUAGGGAUCGAGCAGCGCCGUGUAGCUGUCAGCGAGGAUCCUCCGCUCGCGGAUCAGUUUGUGGGAAAUCUGGAAUAACUGAGAGGACAGAAAAGAGAGAUUCAUGGGGAAUCAGCGCAGCUACAUCGAGCAAAACGCCUGGAUUAUCUGAUUUGGGACGGGGUACUGAACAUUUUAAAGCUUCUCUGUUGCGCCGCCGCCGUGUCCAACUCGAGCCCACGACGUGUUUUUGUGUUUAGCUGGGACAGGGUUUUCGGAGCUCCGGUCAUGGCGGACCAAGAGGAGACUUUUGCCCUUCAAAACUCUCCCGGUGGCUCGGAUUCAAGGGAAUUACAGACCGAUAAUAAAUCAGAGAAACAGAACGGGACCUCAAGCAAAUCCCCAUCAUCACAGACAACUUACAUCCAGCAGGGAAUGGAGGGAAUAAAAGUCUACCUGCACGAGAGGGAACUCUGGAUGAAGUUUCACGAGGUGGGGACGGAGAUGAUCAUCACCAAAGCUGGAAGGCGAAUGUUCCCCAGCUUCAAAGUCAAGGUCACGGGAUUAAACCCCAAAACUAAAUAUAUUCUCCUGAUGGAUGUUGUUCCUGCGGACGACCAUCGAUACAAAUUCGCCGAUAAUAAAUGGUCUGUGACCGGGAAGGCCGAGCCUGCCAUGCCCGGCAGGCUCUACGUCCACCCGGACUCUCCCGCCACGGGGGCGCACUGGAUGAGGCAGCUCGUCUCCUUCCAGAAGCUGAAACUGACCAACAACCACCUGGACCCGUUCGGACACAUCAUCCUAAAUUCGAUGCACAAGUAUCAGCCGAGGAUCCACAUCGUGAAGGCGGAUGAAAAUAACGGCUUUGGCUCCAAAAACACGGCCUUCUGCACUCACGUGUUCCCAGAGACAGCCUUCAUUGCGGUUACGUCCUAUCAGAACCAUAAGAUAACCCAGCUGAAGAUUGAAAACAAUCCUUUUGCAAAAGGUUUUCGUGGGAGUGAUGACAUGGAGCUGCACCGGAUGUCCAGAAUGCAAAGUACCAAGGAGUAUCCAGUAGUGCCUCGCAGUACAGUGCGCCAGAGAGUUGGUUCCAGCCAGAGUCCGUUCAGCGGAGAGGUCCAGGGCAUGGCCACCCCCAGCGGUUUGAGCUCCCAGUACUCCCAGUGUGAGAACGGGGUCACAAGCACCUCACAGGACAUGCUGCCUCAGUCAGGCUCCUACCCCCUGCCACAUGAACACGGCCAGGAGUACCACUGCAUCAAGAGGAAAGCAGUGGAGGACGACUGUCACUCAGGUGAGCACAGCUAUAAGAAGGCCUAUUUGGAGAGCUCGUCCAGUGAGGAGGAUCAUUACUACCGUCCUGUUGGCUACGCUCAGAGUCUUGGCCUAGCUGGCGGGCCCUACCGCAGUGAAUCCAGCCAGCGGCAGGCCUGUAUGUAUGCCAGUGCCUCGCAGGGUGCUGAGCCAGUUCCUAGUUUGGAGGACAUCAGCUGCAACACUUGGGCCAGUGUUUCACCCUAUGGGAGUUGCUCCGUCACCACCAUGCAGCCAAUGGACCGGCUGCCCUACCAGCACUUCUCUGCUCACUUCACCUCAGGGUCUCUGGUGUCCAGACUUGGCGGGGUCGGGGGCCACGCCUCUCCGCAGUUGGGCGACAGCCACCACCCUGCCAUGUACCAGAGCUCCAUGACCCACCAGACUCUGGGCCGCCAGUGCAGUCCUGGGGCGGGGAUCCAGUCGCCAGCAGCUGGCCUACAGGGAAACGAGUACCUCUAUACACACGGCAUACCACGUACACUAUCGCCACACCAGUACCACACUGUACAUAGUGUCAGCAUCAUGCCAGAGUGGAACGAGAACAGCUAAAAGCUUUUUUUCCACUCUUCAAACAUAAAAAUAUUAAAAGGAAAAAAACAAAAAAAGGACCAAAAUAAGGCAGGGUUCAGAUGAAUUUAUAUUUAUAUUUUUUAGAGGAUGUGUUGCUGAUCAUCAGGUUUGGUUCACUGACAGCAGUAGAUUUUGGUGAGAUGGUGUUGAAGUAGUAAAGCGGGCAUCUUAUUACCUGUUGUGACAGCAUCUGCACUUAUAAGCAAAUUAAAAUGAACAAAGAGGAGCUGGACCACAUCUGAUGCAAAGACUGCUCCAGUGCAGAGAAAGCGAACGCAGUGGAAAUCCAGACAAUGAACAGAAGAACAAAAAAUGCUUCAGAUGCUUUGCCAGUUGUCCCCAAAUUGAUGGGUUCUUGUGCAGUGGUGUUUCUUGGAUGUCAAAUUACAAAUCUCUUGUUUUGUAUUCAUGUCCCAACAUUGUGUAAAAAAGGACGUUUGUCUUCUGUAACAUUAUCCUGAGUUUUCUUUUAAGUUUUUGUAGCUAACACCUACUUUGUAGUCAAAAUGCUAUAAGUUAAAAAAUUAAUAAGCAGAUGGGAGCUUUUGUUGUGGCUCAUUGGUGAAUUUGCUUGCUCUUAAAUCUGUCCUGUUGCUGGGGAACAUUUACAGGAACUUCAAGGAUUGAAUCUUAAUGCCAUCAUGAGAAACAUGACAGUAAAAAUCACAAGAAGGGCAGCCCUUCAAUUAAAUUGUUCAUUCAGACACAGACAUUUUUGGUAGACACCCUUCCUUAGCUUUCAAAGUGGCAACAGUGUUACAACCAAGUAUAAGUGAGCUCUAAAUCCUCCAUACAAAACAAAGCACAAUGAUGCAGCCAGUGGCAUUAACCUGGGCCUCAUUUCUGCAGUGUUAGCUAUAAUAUUCAAGGUUUUAUCAGCUACCUUUGACAUCUCAAUUUGCAGGAUGCGCUGCAUCGAAGUGCAGUCCAGUAAAGCCAUGAAAACAUCACUCAAACCCCGAAGAACUUCUUCACACUGUCUGCAUUCAGCUCUCCUAUUAACGUUUAGGUACAUUCAUACUAACAAAAGUUUUUGGAAGUGGAGGAACAACUGACAUUAGUUAUAAUUCAAAGUGCAGAUGGCUGAUUGAAACUGCCAACACCAAUUGUUCCAACCCACAAAAAAGAGACUAUUUUCACUAAGUUAAUUAUGGAAAAGAGCAAAAUGAUGUCCUGAGUAUUUUUAUUCCCACUUAAUGAAAUGGCACUAGUUAAGACAAAUGCAAACACUGAAAUUAUAAUGUUUCAGGCAUAAGCAACAAAUGUGAUUGUACCUCUAAAUGCAUUUGUGUGAUCUCUGUAUGGGGAAGCACAUUUUCCAUGCCACUAUUUCAACAUUUCAAGAAAAUUGGGUCUAAAAACACUUUAGAAGAAGAAUCAAAAUUCUGUUAUUUAUUUGGAUAUAACACAUUCCUCAUGGGGCAAAUGGCUGUGACAAACCACAGCACUUCAGUAUCACAUUGAAAUGUAAGGCCUUGUCCACACAAAUACAGGUAUUUUUGAAAACAGGGUUUUCCCCCCGUGGUCUUAAAAACACUCUGUCAAGAGCAUGCCAAACCAACAGGUGGUGAUAUAACCGUAACCCUAAAGCCAAACAAAAAAGAAAAUGUUGGUAGAAGCCUGAAAAAAACUGUUAACAAAAAACUACUUGGAGAAGUGACCUCUGUGGUGCAUUCUGACUCCUCUGAUUUUCAAUAUAGUGCAAGAGUAACUGUACAUUUAUGUGUAAACAUGUAAAAUCCCUGUUAGCAAGGUUAGUACCAACACUAUUUUGACCACGUGUGCCAUUGCACAAAAUUUGACCUCAUUUACAAUGCCUCACAAAGGGGAUAACAUGCACAUUCUGACAUGUAGAGCCAAAAAGUCUAUUUUAACUGUCUAUAAGUGAACACUGAAAAGACUCCAUGAAAAUCUUCACCCUGGAUGGAGUUUUACAAAAGAUCAGUUUUCAGUCACCAAAAACAUAGUUUGCGUGUAGACAAAAGGCCAAAAGACAGAAAAAAGCAAUGUUUUCAAAUAUGCCCAUGUACAUGUGGACCAGGCCUCAGAUAAUGUGACAAAGGUCUUUACAUCUGAAACAACCUAAAUAUUUUGCCCUCUUCCUAACAUAUCAACCCUGCAAAGUUUGAAGUUUCUCAUCAUGGUGUUAUUUCUAGUUGUGGGUUCCAUGGUGUCUCAUGCUGUUCUCAGUGAAUGUGUGUGUGCUCAAAAAUAUUUUGUAUUAAUCCCCAAAGUGGCACUUCUCUGACAAUCAAACUAUGUCAACAUGUACCACCCACAGUAGAAUGUAAAUUUGAAAACACAAACUUGAUACACAAAUAGAGUGUAUGUUAAAGGUAGGCUAUGUUUUACAUGUGGACAAAGGCGAUUUUUCAAAUGCGUAUAGUUGAUGAAAUGCUAUUUGUCAAUAGUAUUUAUUUUUCAACUAUGUAAAUCAGCUUGCUCCUGCAUCACAGAAAGAUGGUCCAAUUUCUUUUUUUUUUAUAGCCUGCUUUUAAUGAUUGUUUAUAGGAGUUUUUAAUCAUACUUAUAUAGAAAUCAGGAGAUUACUAUACAGUUGUCAGAAAGUAUCAAAGUAAGAUUGAAACACAUGGAUAACUUUGUAAAUAAACAUGUACAUAACAGAAUACCUGCAAUAAAUUGAAAACA
Messenger RNA from Plectropomus leopardus (leopard coralgrouper), 4623 nucleotides. RefSeq names its product T-box transcription factor 5a (gene tbx5a). Gene Ontology annotation, biological process: cell fate specification; regulation of transcription by RNA polymerase II; positive regulation of DNA-templated transcription. Gene Ontology annotation, molecular function: RNA polymerase II cis-regulatory region sequence-specific DNA binding; DNA-binding transcription factor activity, RNA polymerase II-specific. The record is from RefSeq and is a predicted model, not a curated record. Lineage: Eukaryota; Metazoa; Chordata; Actinopteri; Perciformes; Serranidae. Gene Ontology annotation, cellular component: chromatin; nucleus.